UUAUUAACUAAAAUUUCGUGUAGAAUGAACGUAUUUUGAUUUCAUUUUUUUUAUACUUUAAUAUUUUUUUUAUGGUCACUUUAGGAGGAUAAAAUUAUACCAAACUUAAUUUUAGGUACAAAAUUUUUAGUAAAAGUAUCAAGAUGAGGGAAAUCGUCCAUAUCCAGGCUGGGCAAUGCGGAAAUCAAAUAGGCGCUAAAUUCUGGGAGGUAAUCUCUGACGAGCACGGCAUCGACCCCACAGGUGCCUACCAGGGGGACUCUGACCUACAGCUGGAGCGUAUCAACGUGUACUACAAUGAGGCGACAGGCGCGAAGUACGUGCCGCGCGCCGUGCUGGUUGACUUGGAGCCCGGCACAAUGGAUUCCGUUCGCUCCGGACCCUUCGGGCAGAUCUUCCGGCCGGACAACUUUGUAUUCGGACAGUCCGGAGCCGGCAACAACUGGGCCAAAGGCCACUACACUGAAGGGGCUGAGUUGGUGGACUCUGUGCUGGACGUGGUGCGUAAGGAGGCAGAGGGCUGCGACUGCCUGCAAGGAUUCCAGCUGACGCACUCGUUAGGCGGCGGCACGGGCUCCGGCAUGGGCACACUACUCAUCUCAAAGAUAAGGGAGGAGUAUCCAGACCGCAUAAUGAACACGUUUUCCGUGGUGCCCAGCCCAAAGGUAUCGGACACGGUGGUGGAGCCUUACAAUGCCACGCUGUCUGUUCACCAGCUGGUAGAGAACACUGAUGAGACUUUCUGCAUAGACAACGAGGCGCUGUACGACAUCUGUUUCCGCACGUUGAAGCUGACGACUCCGACGUACGGCGACCUGAACCACCUAGUGUCGGCGACCAUGUCCGGCGUGACGACGUGCUUGCGGUUCCCAGGCCAGCUGAACGCGGACCUACGCAAAUUGGCCGUCAAUAUGGUGCCGUUCCCACGCCUGCACUUCUUCAUGCCAGGCUUUGCGCCGCUGACGUCGCGCGGCAGCCAGCAGUACCGUGCGUUGAGCGUGCCAGAGCUCACUCAGCAGAUGUUUGACUCCAAGAACAUGAUGGCGGCAUGCGAUCCACGCCACGGCCGCUACCUUACCGUGGCUGCAGUCUUCCGAGGCCGCAUGUCCAUGAAGGAGGUGGACGAACAAAUGCUCAACAUACAAAAUAAAAACAGCAGCUACUUCGUCGAAUGGAUACCGAAUAACGUGAAGACCGCCGUCUGCGAUAUUCCGCCUCGGGGAUUGAAAAUGUCUGCGACGUUCAUUGGCAACACGACGGCCAUACAGGAGCUGUUUAAGAGGAUAUCGGAACAGUUCACCGCAAUGUUUAGAAGGAAAGCUUUCCUGCACUGGUACACAGGUGAAGGUAUGGACGAGAUGGAGUUCACGGAGGCGGAGAGCAACAUGAAUGACCUGGUGUCUGAGUACCAGCAGUACCAAGACGCGACGGCGGACGACGAGGGAGAGUUCGACGAAGAAGUUGAAGAAUAAUCGUUUGUCUUGUCCAAUGUUUUGUGCAUUCCACGUUAAUGUCUUGUCCAUGUUUUGUCCCUUAAAUGUUUUGUGCAGUGUUUAGUGUUAGGCGUAACCUAUAUGUAUAAUCGUUAUCUAAAAUAAACAUUUUAUUAAAAUCUGC
This is a messenger RNA of Papilio polytes (common Mormon), 1617 nucleotides long. RefSeq names its product tubulin beta-4B chain-like (gene Tub4). The record is from RefSeq and is a predicted model, not a curated record. The transcript has 2 exons. Gene Ontology annotation, biological process: microtubule cytoskeleton organization; mitotic cell cycle. Gene Ontology annotation, cellular component: microtubule; cytoplasm. Gene Ontology annotation, molecular function: GTP binding; structural constituent of cytoskeleton; GTPase activity. The coding region runs from base 144 to 1472 and encodes 442 amino acids. Lineage: Eukaryota; Metazoa; Arthropoda; Insecta; Lepidoptera; Papilionidae.